This is a messenger RNA of Endocarpon pusillum Z07020, 690 nucleotides long. RefSeq lists its product as uncharacterized. Gene Ontology annotation, molecular function: translation elongation factor activity; guanyl-nucleotide exchange factor activity. The coding region runs from base 1 to 690 and encodes 229 amino acids. Gene Ontology annotation, cellular component: eukaryotic translation elongation factor 1 complex; cytosol. Gene Ontology annotation, biological process: translational elongation. The record is from RefSeq and is a predicted model, not a curated record. Lineage: Eukaryota; Fungi; Ascomycota; Eurotiomycetes; Verrucariales; Verrucariaceae. The transcript has 4 exons.
AUGGGCUUCACAGAUUUCGUCUCCGACGCAGGUCUCACCCUCCUGGAUAAUUGGGUCAAGACUCGAAGCUACAUUAUAGGUUACGGCCCUUCUCAAGCAGAUGUCUCGAGCUUUAAAGCUGUUCCCUCGGUUCCCAAGGUUGAGAAAUACCCCAAUGCCUAUCGCUGGUACAACCACAUAAAAUCCUAUGAGCCCGAGUUUUCGACUCUUCCUGGCGAUCCAUCAAAGAGCUACACCACUUAUGGUCCUGAGGCUGUCACGGUCACCAGCAAUCCCAAGGACGCCCCGGAUAAUGAAGAAGAGGAGGAGGAGGAGGAUUUGUUCGGAAGCGAAGAAGAAGAAGAGGAUGCAGAGGCCGUUGCAGAGCGAGAGAAGAGAUUAGCAGACUACAAGAAGAAGAAAGAAGGCAAGGCAAAGCCGGCCGCCAAGUCUAUCGUGACGUUGGAUGUGAAGCCAUGGGAUGACGAAACGAACAUGGACGAACUCACUGCGAACGUAAAGGCCAUCGAGAUGAAUGGACUCGUCUGGGGCGGCCAUAAACUCGUGGCUGUCGGUUUCGGUAUCAAAAAACUGCAGAUCAAUCUUGUUGUCGAGGAUGAAAAAGUAUCUCUCGACGACCUACAGGAAAAGAUCGCCGAGGACGAGGAACAUGUUCAGUCUACGGAUGUCGUCGCUAUGCAGAAGCUGUAG